This is a messenger RNA of Schistocerca serialis cubense, 772 nucleotides long. RefSeq names its product cytochrome P450 4g15-like. The transcript is spliced from 4 exons. Gene Ontology annotation, molecular function: heme binding; iron ion binding; oxidoreductase activity, acting on paired donors, with incorporation or reduction of molecular oxygen. NCBI's taxonomy places the organism in Eukaryota, Metazoa, Arthropoda, Insecta, Orthoptera, Acrididae. The annotation marks the transcript as partial. The record is from RefSeq and is a predicted model, not a curated record.
AGCGAGUUAGUCAGUAGCUGCACAUCGAGCUGAAGGCAUCAGCAGCUGCCGCCAAUCUCUCCUGGUGAGAUCUUUUGGGAUCAGUUCUUCAGGUCGGUUAUUGGGAACCCACAUUGCCUGUUGACCUAUGGCGGGGUGGCCGUGGCUGAUGGUGCAGUUGGUGGUGUGGUGCUGUGCCGGCUUGGUGGCGGUGCUGUGGUGGAAGUGGGCCACAAAGCCCCACAUCGACGCUCCAGGGCCGCCUACGGUGCCCAUCAUUGGGAACAUUCUGGACUUGCUCGACAUGCCGUUGACCCUCCGUAAGCUGUUCGAACUCCACCGGCAGUAUGGGGACUUGACAAGGCUUUAUGUGGGCCCAAUGUUGAUGGUAUUGGUGGCGCACCCAGACGAUGUGCAGCACAUCCUGCUGACGUCAAAGCUGGUAGACCGUGGCACCAUCUGCACCAAUGCCAUGCGGAUGUUCGGCGGCGACGGGUUAGUCACCAUCGAUGCCAGCCGGUGGAAGGUGCACCGAAAACUCAUAAACCCGACGUUCCACUCUGAGAUUCUGAAGGGAUUUCUGGAGGCUUUCCACGAUGGUGGUCUCUUCGUGUGCGAGCGGCUCGCCAGGACCAGAGGUGCAGCUACUGAGGUUCACCCUCCAGUGUUGCUGGCAGCCAUCCGCAACUUCAGCAGCACGAUCAUCGGCAUGAACCCUGACCUUCUCAUGCCAGACGGCUUGGCAGAGGAGGAGCUCUCUGCUACAAUGAACUAUGGUGUGAGCCUUGUGCAG